AUGGAUAACUUCAAUUCUUUAGAUUUAAGUUACAAGGAAUAUGGGAAUAUGCAAACAUUUUACGAAGCUAAUGAUUCUUUGAGUGGAGAAAGCAAUGAGGAAUCAGAUACUUCUGAUAAAAGAAAAGGCUUAAACGAUAAUUUAAAUAAUGAUGAAAGCAGUAGGGUUGAAAAAUAUAUUAAAUUAGAAAAUACUAUAAAAAUAUGGGCUGGUACAAAUGAAAUAAUUAAUUUCAAAAAAAAGGAUGUACUCGACUUAAAUAAAACAAUUUACAAAUAUAAUAAUAAAGAAAUUAAUGUAUCUAAUAAUUCCAAAUUUUUAAAUAUAAAUAAUAAUAAUUUAGAUGAUUUGAGCUUUUUGAAUGAUCUUUUAGGUCAUAUAUAUCAACAAAAAGGUAUGGAGUCAUCUAUUAAUUAUUCCAAUAUUAUAUCAUUAGACGUUUCUUUUAAUAAUUUAGUAGAAAUAAAUAAUAACUUGCUUAUGUUAAAUAAUCUUAAAAUCUUAUACCUACAUUCAAAUAAAUUAGAAAACAUUAACGAAAUUAAGAAACUCCAAUCCUUGCCCAAGCUAAAAAAACUGACAGUCGAAAAUAACCCGAUUAUGGAUCUAUAUAAUAAAUUUUAUCGACCCUUUGUAAUUCACUACGUACCUCAAAUUAAAUCUUUAGAUUUUCAUGAUAUUACUAAAGUUGAGAAGAACAAAUCGGAUAUAGCUUUUAACACACACAAAUACAGAUUUAAUUUGGAAUGA
Molecule: messenger RNA, 750 nt
Organism: Plasmodium malariae
Lineage: Eukaryota; Apicomplexa; Aconoidasida; Haemosporida; Plasmodiidae
Gene: LRR14.1
Product: leucine-rich repeat protein, putative
Exons: 3
Coding region: 1-750 (249 amino acids)
Molecular function (GO): protein binding
Source: RefSeq, a predicted model, not a curated record